Messenger RNA from Procambarus clarkii (red swamp crayfish), 829 nucleotides. The record is from RefSeq and is a predicted model, not a curated record. NCBI's taxonomy places the organism in Eukaryota, Metazoa, Arthropoda, Malacostraca, Decapoda, Cambaridae.
GGGUGUGGACUGGAGGAGCAACAGCUGACCACCACAACACCCCAACAACCACUCUCUCGUUUCGUGUUCAUUUUGGAGGUAAAUUCAGCUUGUUCCGUCGUCACCCUUAACUCCCAAACGAUAACAUCACCUUGGUUUUGUUUGUGCAAUGUUCAGUACAUCUCUCUGUCAGCAAUUCUACCAGAGACGAAUUCCUGUAGUAGCUCUCUCACUCUGCAACACUAAUGUUGUGCGCUCACUCUCCGCUGCACCCAGACGUUUCCAAUGUAGAGAGAGUCGCACCACUACAGCCAGUAACCCUCUUCAAAAUGGAAAUAACUUUCAAGUUAUAUAUAAAUUUCCAUACAUCAGAGUGGCUCGUGCACUGUGUCGGUUGAAGAUAUAUCAGACAGCUGUUACUAGUCUUGCUGUCCCUGGCACUGGGUAUCUUGCAUAUGUUGGAGUUGUGCAGCCAGGGAUCUUUAUUUCCGCUACUGUCAUUAAUGCAUUUGCAUGUGUCACGCUGUAUGUUAUGGGCGAAAUUUUCCGUAGGAUAGUUGGCAAUAUUUACUAUGACGGAGAGAGAAGGUUAGUCAAGGUAUCGCAUCUAACAUUUUGGGGAAGACGUAGUGAUGUGUACAUUCCACCCGAGGACAUUAUACCACUGACUGACACUUCUGAUAAUCCUACUGAUAUUUAUACCCAACUGCUAAGAUAUUCACAGCCCAAAUUCAAUCUGUUCCUUUGCCUCAGAUUUGGUGGCAUCAUUGAUGAAGAGAAAUUUAGCAAUGUGUUUGGCCUUCUCAAUCCAGAGGAACAGAUGAAAACAUUUAAUAGUUCAGAAAAGUGA